CCCCAUCUCAGUCGAUCUUUUUCCCGUCUCUUCCUUCUUCUUGUUUUCUCGCCGCAUCCCAGCGCUGAUCUUCCGUUAGCCAUGGCGAGAUCCACGGCGCUUUCGCUCCGUGCCGUCCUCGCGUUUGCCGCUGGCGUGUACUCGCAGAGCUGCAUCGGCAGCACCGGACCCAAGGUCUACGAGGCCGAGAAUGGAGUCCUUUCCGGAACGACGGUUGCCACGGCCCAGGCCGGCUUCACGGGCACUGGCUAUGUGACCGGCUUUGAGGACGCCACCGACAAGCUCACCAUCAACCUCGACUGCCAGGGUCAAGGCCAGAAGCUGUUCGACCUCAGCGUCCGAUAUGCCGCCAUCUACGGCGAGAAGCGUACCAACAUCAUCCUCAACGGCGGUGCUGCCAGCGAGGUGCUCCUGGCUGCCGGUGAUACCUGGGCCACCGCCAACGCUGGCCAGGUGCUGCUCAACGAGGGCAACAACACGAUCGAUAUCGUAACCCACUGGGGAUGGUACCUCAUCGACUCCAUCACCCUCACGCCUACCGUGCCCCGCGGGCCUCACAACAUCAACACGGCCCUCGUCAACGCCAACGCUAACGCCGACGCCAACGCCCUCUACGCCUACCUCCGCUCCAUCUACGGCAAGAAAAUCCUCUCGGGCCAGCAGGAGCUCUCCUACUCCAACUGGAUCGGCGAGCAGGUCGGCAAGCUGCCGGCCCUCGUCAGCGUCGACCUGAUGGACUACUCCCCGAGCCGCGUCGAGCGCGGCACCGUCGGCACCGCCGUCGAGGAGGCCAUCACCCACCACGCUCGCGGCGGCAUCGUCUCGGUCCUCUGGCACUGGAACGCGCCGACGGGCCUCUACGACACCGAGGAGAACAAGUGGUGGAGCGGCUUCUACACGCGCGCCACCGACUUCAACGUCGCCACCGCCCUCGCCGACACCACCAACGCCAACUACACCCUCAUCAUCCGCGACAUCGACGCCAUCGCCGUCCAGCUCAAGCGCCUGCAGGACGCCGGCGUUCCCGUCCUCUGGCGCCCGCUGCACGAGGCCGAGGGCAAGUGGUUCUGGUGGGGCGCGCAGUCGCCCGACGACUGCAAGAAGCUCUGGGCCCUGCUGUACGACCGCCUCACGAACCACCACCAGCUGAACAACCUCGUCUGGAUCUGGAACUCCAUCGCCGCGGACUGGUACCCCGGCGACGACACGGUGGACAUUCUCAGCGCCGACGUCUACGCCCAGGGCCACGGGCCUAUGACCACCCAGUACAACGACCUCAUCGCCCUCGGCCAGGACAAGAAGCUCAUCGCCGCGACCGAGGUCGGCAGCGCCCCCUUCCCCGACCUCCUCCAGGCGUACGAGGCCCACUGGCUGUACUUCUGCGUCUGGGGAGACACCUUCAUCAACAACGCCGAGUGGAACAGCGUCGCGGACCUGCUGGUUCCUUACUAAUUGAAGUGUCUUGGUUCACUUGUCUUUGAAGUACCAGCUUAGGAGACUCGAAAGAUUCAACACAGUGGCCCCUUAUAGCUGCAUCUAGUGAUUUUGGGUUCGGUGUAAUGUAUAGGCAAUGACUGUUGCUAACAGAAAUGUUGGGAUACCUGCUACCCAGACCCCAUGGCCAUUUUCUAGAGGCCAUGCCGCCCAUUCUCUCGACACCAUUAGCGUCACGUAAGUAUGCAACGUCGCCCCGAAGAUAAGAGCGAGUUAAGUAGCCGUAUUUCUAGCCAGUCAAGUUGUAAGGAUUACCGUGUAGUUCACAAGAGUCUCGUUUCACCAGACAGAUCCAGCCUGACGGAUAUAUGCGUUGCCCUCACUUCAACCUCCAUUGGAUAACCGAGAUUAUUGGCAGUCACGCAUACUAGAUACUAGCAAACACAGAUCGAAAGCUAUUUCCAAGAACUAUCCUACACUCAAACAUGUUACCAUGGCGCUCAACUGGGGCUGCCAAGUAAUUCUAACAGAUAAACAGUGUGUGC
This is a messenger RNA of Colletotrichum destructivum, 1979 nucleotides long. Its product is annotated as Putative glycoside hydrolase family 26, carbohydrate binding module family 6. Lineage: Eukaryota; Fungi; Ascomycota; Sordariomycetes; Glomerellales; Glomerellaceae. The transcript is spliced from 4 exons. The record is from RefSeq and is a predicted model, not a curated record. The coding region runs from base 82 to 1452 and encodes 456 amino acids. Gene Ontology annotation, molecular function: mannan endo-1,4-beta-mannosidase activity; carbohydrate binding. Gene Ontology annotation, biological process: substituted mannan metabolic process.